Molecule: messenger RNA, 2901 nt
Organism: Neoarius graeffei (lesser salmon catfish)
Lineage: Eukaryota; Metazoa; Chordata; Actinopteri; Siluriformes; Ariidae
Gene: dnm3b
Product: dynamin 3b
Exons: 20
Coding region: 32-2530 (832 amino acids)
Cellular component (GO): cytoplasm; membrane; microtubule
Molecular function (GO): GTP binding; GTPase activity; microtubule binding
Source: RefSeq, a predicted model, not a curated record
UCUCUCUCUCUCUCCUCUGUGAGUGUGCACCAUGGGGAACCGAGGCAUGGAGGAGCUGAUCCCGCUGGUGAACCGUUUACAGGAUGCCUUCAGCAGCAUCGGGCAAAGCUGUAACCUCGACCUGCCGCAGAUCGCCGUAGUCGGAGGCCAGAGUGCUGGGAAGAGCUCCGUGCUGGAGAACUUCGUGGGAAAGGAUUUUCUUCCCCGAGGCUCUGGAAUCGUUACCCGCAGGCCUCUGGUGCUGCAGCUAAUCAACUCUAACACAGAAUGGGCCGAGUUUCUUCACUGCAAAGGAAAGAAGUUCACAGAUUUUGAUGAAGUGCGUCAGGAGAUCGAGGCUGAGACGGACCGCGUCACUGGAGCCAAUAAGGGCAUCUCUCCAGUUCCUAUCAACUUGAGGGUGUUCUCUCCAAAUGUGUUGAAUCUGACUUUGAUCGAUCUGCCGGGGAUCACCAAGGUGCCCGUGGGAGACCAGCCUCCAGACAUCGAGCAGCAGAUCCGUGACAUGAUCAUGCAAUUCAUCAGCCGAGAGAGCUGCCUCAUCCUUGCCGUCACACCCGCCAACACUGACCUGGCCAACUCCGACGCCCUCAAACUGGCUAAAGAUGUGGAUCCUCAGGGUCUGAGGACGAUUGGCGUGAUCACUAAACUGGACUUGAUGGAUGAGGGCACUGAUGCUCGAGAAGUUUUGGAGAAUAAGCUGCUUCCUUUGCGGAGGGGUUAUAUCGGGGUGGUGAACCGCAGUCAGAAGGACAUUGAAGGAAAGAAGGACAUUAAAGCAGCUCUGGCUGCAGAGAGGAAGUUCUUCCUAUCUCAUCCUUCAUACAGACACCUGGCUGACAGCAUGGGGACACCACAUCUGCAAAAAACCCUCAACCAGCAACUGACCAAUCACAUCCGGGACACGCUGCCUGCGUUUCGGAGUAAACUUCAAUCUCAGCUUCUCGCUCUGGACAAGGAGGCCGAGGAAUAUCGGCACUUCAGACCUGAUGAUCCGUCACGCAAGACUAAAGCCCUGCUACAAAUGGUGCAGCAGUUUGCAGUGGACUUUGAGAAGCGGAUUGAAGGAUCAGGUGAUCAGGUGGACACAGUUGAACUGUCAGGAGGAGCCAAGAUCAACCGCAUCUUCCACGAACGCUUCCCUUUUGAACUGGUCAAGAUGGAGUGUGAUGACAAAGAGAUGCGCCGGGAGAUCAGCUACGCUAUCAAAAACAUUCAUGGCAUCAGGACGGGCCUCUUCACUCCAGAUAUGGCGUUCGAGGCGAUUGUGAAGAAACAGGUCGUGAAGCUGAAGGAACCCUGCAUUAAAUGUAUUGAUCUGGUCAUUCAGGAGCUGAUCAACACAGUGCGUCAGUGUGCUAAUAAGCUGGGUACGUUCCCCAUGCUGAGGGAGGAGACGGAGCGAAUUGUCACUUCACACAUCCGCGAGCGCGAGAGCCGGGCAAAAGAGCAGAUUCUGUUACUCAUUGAUGUACAGCUCGCAUACAUCAACACCAACCAUGAGGAUUUCAUUGGAUUUGCCAAUGCACAACAGCGGAGCAGCCAAGCAAACAAGACGAGUUCUGCUGGAAAUCAGGUCAUUCGCAAAGGAUGGUUGACCAUCAACAACAUCAGCAUCAUGAAAGGAGGAGCUAAGGAGUACUGGUUCGUGCUGACGGCUGAGAGCUUGUCCUGGUUCAAGGAUGAUGAGGAGAAAGAAAAGAAAUACAUGCUGCCCCUGGACAACCUGAAAGUCAGAGACGUGGAAAAAGGCUUCAUGUCCAGCAAGCACAUGUUCGCCAUCUUCAAUACAGAACAACGAAACGUCUUCAAGGAUAAUCGCUUCCUAGAGCUGGCAUGCAACACACAGGAAGAAGUGGACAGCUGGAGAGCAUCCCUGCUCCGUGCUGGUGUUUACCCCGAGAAAUCGUCGGUGGAGAGUGAGAGCUCUGGUGCCACUGAGAACUUCUCCAUGGAUCCUCAGCUGGAGAGAAAGGUGGAGACCAUCCGGAACCUGGUGGACUCCUAUAUGGCCAUCGUUAACAAGUGCAUCCGGGAUCUCAUGCCCAAAACUAUUAUGCACCUUAUGAUCAAUAAUGUGAAGGACUUCAUCAAUGCAGAGCUGCUGGCUCAGCUAUACUCGGCUGGGGACCAGAACACACUGAUGGACGAGUCUCAGGAGCAGGUACAGCGCAGGGAAGAGGUGUUGCGGACCCACCACGCACUGAAGGAGGCACUAGCCAUCAUUGGAGAUAUCUCCACCACUACUAUCUCCACCCCUCUUCCUCCUCCUGUGGACAGCUCCUGGCUUCAGGCUGGUUCUGGAGGCUCCCGCAGGUCUCCCCCUCCAAGUCCCACUGCCCCACGCAGAAUGUCUGCAGGUCAGAGGCCAGCAGGCCGGGGUGCUCCGCCUCCUCCAUCACGCCCAGGGCCUCUUGGGCCCUUUAACAACAGCGGUGAUGGUCCACAGGUGCCCAACCGCCCGAACCGUGCUCCUCCCAGCAUUCCCAGCCGCCGACCCCCACCUUCCCCUACCAGACAGGUCCCAUAAGCUGCCCAGCGGGAUCCCCUCCUCCUGGACCAAGCACUCACACACUCCUCAGCUUUUACAUCUCAUAACCCUCUGAUCCCUUAGCGUCAGCUCCUGCAUGUCCCAGUCCUUUUCUUCACUGCUCCCAGAUCAUUCUUAGACUCGCCUUGUGUGUGCAGAUUCUGCUGCAGUGCUAGUGUCCAUGUUAGCCAUGCUUGUUUCAUACUGUGUCUCUUCGCCUGUGAUCUGGAUUGGCCAAGCAAGACUCAAAGUGGUGUUCUCAUCACAACCUCUAAAACACAUGCUUUUUAGCUUCAUUUCUCUAGUCUGUGAAAUCCAUCGUGAACAUGCUAUGCUUGCUGAGCUCUGAUCAGAACAAUGAGGCUCCUCAC